ACUUUCAGACAGAUGGAUUGUGAGCUAAAAGUAUAAACGAACGAAGUCCCUGCAAUCGGAACCAAAAAUGAUCCAUUUACUAUCAGCUCUUUGCGUUUGGCAGAUAUUAACCUCUAUGGCCUUUUGCAUUAAUUUCACCAUAGAGCCAAGAGAGGGGAGCAUUGCAGGGGGCAGCUGGAUUACUAUUUUAUUUCAUGGAUGCGACCAGAGCUGUAAUAAUUUUACAUCUUUUGGAAAAAGAUCCCAAAUUGAGGUUUACAUGAGAAAUCCACGGCUGCCCCCACUGAUGUGUGACGUUUGCCCCUUUUUGUCUGCUUCAGGAAUCAUAAAAUGCAAAACAAGGAGUUCAAAGGAAGAAGCUCUGUACCAACUAGAUGUAUUUUUUGGAGGAGAGUCAUUGAAGCAGCCAACUAAUAAUACAUUUAAGUUCUCUGCGGAACAUACACCUGUCAUUCAUGGUGUCCACCCAUCGGCCGGCACACCGGGAAGUAUUAUUGAAGUGUCCGGGUGGAUCACGACGGAUCAAAUUGAAAGCUAUGACUUUGGAGGUGAAUUCAUUGACGGUCCAGUAAUUAUGAGGUCGGAGCGGGAUGGAUUCUUCACAGUGUGCUCGCUGGUUAACAAGGACACGCAGAGCAUUUACCCCAUACAACUGGAGCAUGGAUACGGGAAGCUAGCGUGCAGAGUCGAAGGAAACCAUAUUGGUUCACAGAAUAUCAGCUUUUCCGUAUUUAACAAAGGCAUGUCUACAGUAAGCAAAGACUCCUGGCUUAUAAGUGCAAAGCAUGAAUUAUUCAUGUUUCAGACACACUCAGAAAUACUUUCAGUAACCCCGGAUUUGGGAAGUCUUGCAGGAGGAACAGAUAUUACUAUCUUUGGCAAUUAUUUUGAGCGCCCGGCUAAGGUCAGCGUGGCAGGUGAACCAUGCGAGAUUAAAGAUUUGUCACCAAAAAGCAUAACUUGCACAACUGGACCCAAGACUGGAAGCCAGAAGUCUCCGCAUCCAGGUAAUCGAGGACUGCUGUUUGAAAUGUGGAAUCGAUCGAGGGAAAUGCCCUUUCCAGACAAAAUUGCUCACAAAAGUCUGUUAACGGCCAACGCCAGCUCUCUGGUGGGAAUCAAUCUAGAAUUAGAUCAGGAUUUUAGAGCAAAACUGAGUGGCUUCUUUGUGGCACCGGAAACAAACAACUAUACGUUCUGGAUCCAGGCGGAUAAUGCGGCGCAACUGUACUUUAGCCAAUCAGAGGACGCAGGAAACAAGGUCCAGAUAGCUUCCAUCCCAGAUGGCAUUUCCGCUUGGUCUGAACACUGGGAGCUGAACUGGGGUUUCUGGUGGCAACAGAAAUCUCCUAAAAUUGAACUUGUGGAAGGAAAGAAAUAUUACAUGGAAAUGGUACAGCGUGGAAGAGGACCACGGUACGACAUGACGAUAGGGGCGCAGAUCCACAAUACCUGGUUAAACCCAGAUAUAGUGAAUAGCUACAAGAGAGAAAAACACCAAAUAGUGGCAAAAUCAUCCCAGCUUCCAGAUAUCCAGAUUCUGACUGUUUCUGGAGAAGGACAGAUCCGGUUUUGUUGGGGCGAUGCGUCUAGUAAUCCCGUCCCGGUCAACGCUACAUCCGACCAAAUCCAAGCUGCCUUGGAGGACAUGCUUUCUGUCCAUUGCGCCCGAGAGGACUCCUCCGCAGAUAUAUUUCUACACAAUGGAUUUGAAGAAGGCUCGGCUGGACUAGGAGGAGAUCGCGGCAAAUGGACAGAACCGCACUGUGGCAGAGCCAGCACUUUCAUGCCAACGUAUCUUUUUAAUGGGUCUCACUCAACAGUCUAUACGUUAAAUAAAUACAGUCACUUGUGCUUUGCAUACAAAGGCUAUGCGGAGAUCACUCUGGUGGUCUCGUUUUCGUACAAUAAUACCUUUCUAAACACAAUAAAGAAAAACAAUUCAUGUGAAUCAGGAUUUGAUAUGAGAAACACAGAGAGGUACGUUAAACCUUAUUCAGGAGCCCGGUACGCGAACCAAAAGUCUACUUUUCGUUGUUUCUUAUGCUUUCCUCUGUUGAUAAUGAGACGCUUGUUCAGGUGGAAAUUUGGCUGCGUCGAUUUGUGGGAUUGUCUAAAAAGUUCGGGAUCGCUGAAAGACGUACACACGGAGUCGGCGGUGUUGGUGGAUCAGAUUGCUCUGGCGUAUGCGGAAAACGGAGAAGACGAGAGUUGGUUUUACGUCGAUGACGUUAUGGUGACAAACAGAAGCACGGAAGUUUUUCAAGUGGAUCCAGAGCCAGCCCAACCUGGUGGACAUUUUCUAGACGCCAUUUUUAUCGCUGGGAAAUACCCAACGUACAGCUUGACUUCAUUGGCUGGGAAUUGUGGCAUCGGUCUUCCUCUAAUAGAACUCUGUAAUGGUUCCACCGUGGCGGGGUCGGGAAGAAGCGAUCAGCUCACACAGUCAAUGAGAUAUGGAGAUGGGACUAUUGUUUUAACCGUCCAAAGGCUACAAUCAGCCAGCCCGCCAAUCGGAGGAACAUUCUCAGUCCACGUGUCAGACGUGGUCAUAAAAGGUAUACCUGUGGACAUAUCUCCUUCCCGUCUCAGAAGGCUAUUGAUAGACAAUUCAGACAAUUACACUUCUCCUUAUAUCAAUACAAGCGAUUUUACUGUCACCAAGGACCUGGACACAUGUUUCCACGCCAUCUGGACGUUAUCGUGGACUAGCAGAACCGGGGACCUACCCAACCUCUUCACUGUGUAUCCUGAAAGUCUCACUGGUGUGGAGCCCUCGAUCAGAACCCAAGUUAUUUAUGAUGGGGGAGUUUUUAUAUGGCCCAUACUUGGAGACAUGCUGGCCACGGCUAACACGCUACCCCAGGUCGCUGUCCACGUGAAUGACAUUCCAGCCGGCUGCUCGGGGCGCUGUUCCUUUCAGCAUCUUCCCGAAGUGACAUCGCUGGUGAUGGAUAUUCAGUACACUGAAGGCAGUGGGUGUGAAAGGCAGGUCAGUAUUACUGGAUCUGGUUAUAGUGAAAAGAUCGAAGACCUGACCAUAGAGAUCAACCAGAUAAUAUGUAAAGUUAUGAAUGCAACAAGAUCACAGAUCAUAUGCUGCGUGGAAACAUCCCUACCCCUGGGACAGCAUAGGGUUAAAGUUCAAGUCAAACCCUAUGGUUUCGCAGCCAAUUCUACCGGCACCCACCUCUUGCUUCAAGUGGCACCCAGCCUUUUACUUGUUACUCCUUCAUCAGGUCCACAAACGGGAGGACAGUUGGUGCGACUAAGAGGUAUUGGGUUUGGUAAAUCGGUGCUGGUGUAUUUUGGAUCUCGACGAUGCCCCCUCAAUUCAAGUAACUCGGGCACAAUUGUGUGUACCUCACCACCUCAGGAUCCUGACGCGAGCUCUGACGUGGACAUAAACAUGAAGCUCGGAGAGCAGUGGGUCUCGUUCCCGGGAGCCUUUAAAUACGACCCUUCUUUAAACCCCGCGAUAUUAUCCCUGAAUCCCAACGCAAGCAGCCCUGCAGGUGACCAGGAACUUCUCAUUACCAUGUCAUCCUUUGACCCCGAGGCGAACUGGGACGUAAAAGUCAUGGUUCACAACAGCGUUGCUGAGAUAAAAGGCAUGACACCCCAUGGGGUGGAAGUGACGCUGCCUAUCUUACCCACCGGCGUCUACAACGUUACUGUCACAAUUCAUGGAAUAGUUAUCAAAAGCACUGGUUCGGCGCCAGUUAUUCGCUACGUGUUGAAUACGUUCGUCGUGGAUCCAUGCUGUGGUUCAUUCCUGGGUGGAACCAUAAUCACAAUUUUCGGAAAGGGGUUCAGCACCAAUACGUCCCUGAUAUCGGUCAGCAUUGGAGGACAGCCGGCUAGCGUUAUAACAUCCACUAGAGAAACAAUCACUUGCCAGACCCCUCCGUACUCCGGUCUAAGCCCAGAGCUGGACGGCAUCCCUGCGGUAAUAAACGUUUCCGUUUCAGGCUACGCGGCUACGUAUAUAAAUACCGGACAGCCAAACACGACGGACCUUUUCUUCUUCUAUCGGAAAGAUUGCACCCCAGCGGUCUCUAAUUUCUCCUGGUUCAUAGAAGACGGAACCUUACAGUUACAUUUAUCGGGUUUGAAUUUAACCCAUCUCCUGAUUCUGAACUCCCGUUACCAACCGAAAUACAAACAGAACCUCACAGAAUGGCGGGAAUCGAACAUAUCGAUUCCGUUACAUGACUUUGAGGCAGGGAGAUACUUUAUGAAGUUCUACCACGAACCAAUGGGGUACGCAAACACGACGUCACCGGGCCAAGUUCUUGAACUCUUGCCUCUCGUCUAUUCAGUAUCCCCUGAUCACGGACAGUCGUGUGGAGGAACUCUACUGACGAUAUCAGGCAGUUUCUUCAUAACCCCCCAAAGUUACGUUACCGUGAAUCUGUCACAUGACUACAUUUGCCUUGUUCGAAGGUUUAACUUCAGUACGAUCGAAUGUGUCGUUCGGAAUGAUGGCAUUCGCAAUAUAUCAUCUCCUGCGCUUCUCAAUGUAUCGGUUAUUGUGAACGGACUCACUGGGGUUUGCAAAGGGAGCUGUCGUGUCUACCUGAGUCCUGAACAGACCCCUGUAGUCAACGGAUUUGUCCCAAUAUUUGAAGGAAGUCUAUGGAUUCUCCGAUUUCAUGGUUACGGGUUAAUGGAUGCGACGGAGACCCUUCAUGUACAUAUGGACAAUGACCUGCCAUGUUACGUGACCCUGAUCAAUGAUAAAGUGGCAGAAUGUCAUAUCCAUAACAUAGCUGCUGGCAAUCACACGGUUAAUAUCCUAAAUGCGGCCAAAGAGGAUAUCUGUUUUCCACUCAUAUCUUUUAACUUUUCCAUAACUCCUAAAAUAACGUCUUUCUCGCCGAUUUAUUAUGGCACAAAUGGCGGGGGUCUCCUGACAAUAAGGGGCUCAGCUUUGCAGGGGAAGAACGUCACACUUGUCUACAUAGGAGCUGAGAGCUGUCAUAUCGUAGAUUUGAACCACACAGUGAUCUCCUGCAUUGUCCCACCCGGAAGCGGAACAUUCUCCGUGAUGAUCAACAUUGACCGUUUUAACCAUUCCAUCGGGUCUAUACGAUGCCAUGAACGAUAUACCCCAGUGGUGUAUUCCUUACUGGAGAAUAAUGAGACCUUCAGCUUAACGGUAUCAGGGAUUACUAUUCCGGAGAACGUGAAAGUUUUUGUCGGGGACUCAAGUUGCGCUCCAAUAUCUGGAAACGCAUCCACCGUGCAAUGCCCGGUCCCCCGACUACCAGCGGGGACUUAUCAGGUCAGGUGUCUCGAUCGACAAAGAGGAUGGGCAUCUUCCAAUACGACCUUCGUAUCUCCCCUCGGAGUAAGGGCAGUGAGAAAUAACAUUGAUUGCAUUGAAAAUGGGAUUUUACAUUUUUACGGAGAGGGGUUUUCUCCGGGAAAUACAUCGAUUACCAUCUGUGGGACCCCGUGUGAAGUACUAGAUCAUCUCACAUCAGUGACCGAAAUCUAUUGCUCUAAUUGGCAGCUGAACAAUUCCUUAUCCUUUCUGUGCGACUUGACGUACGACGCCGGAACAGAUUGUUACACAAAUGUAAACACAUACAUCUGUUGUGAUAUAAACAUACAAGUGGGGACCAUCCAACUGACACAGCCCUUGGCGUACGUUCAUGUCUGCAACAGGAGAAAAUGUGCCUUACAAUCCGUGGCAGACACAGAGGACACUGAGGUCCAUUUAUCGGGACUGUUCAUAAGCCCUAAAGUGGAAAGAGAUGGCGUUCUCAUCUAUAAUAGCUCCUGUAGCAUCGCCAUGGCAACAGAGGCAGAGAUGGAGUGCGAGCUCCCUAAUCAGCCAAUUACCGCGAAGAUUACUGAGAUACGGAAGAAUCGGGGCCAGAACACUCAGGGUGGUAUAAUCGGGUUAUGUUUCUGCAGUCUGUGGUCCGAGAAUUCCAGCUGGCCUUCUGGUCAUCCACCAUUAGAUGGCGACAAAGUCACAGUGGAUACCGGUCAUACGCUACUUCUAGAUACGAAGACCAGUCUGCUCACACUGCUGCACGUUAAAGGUGGAAAAUUAAUAUUUGUAGGGUCAGAACCAGUGCACCUCCGCGCUCACUUUAUUAUUAUAUCACACGGUGGAUUAAUUCAAGCGGGGACACAGACUGAACCAUUUACUGGCAAAGCUCAAAUUACUCUGUAUGGAAGCUCAUUUUCCCCUCCAUUAUAUCCUUAUGGGGUUAAAUUUCUUGCAGUCCGGAAUGGAACACUUUCGUUACAUGGUUGGGUACCAAAGUUGAUUUUUACACAUCUGGCAUUGGAAGCCUUUGCCUACGAUACGCGAUUGAUAUUAAAGGAGCCUGCAGACUGGAGCGUUGGGGAUGAAGUUGUCAUAUGUGGAGUCGGUUUUGAAGGCAACAGAACGCAAGAGGAGGUUUUUACAAUUGAAAAAAUCAACGCCACGGAGAUUACCAUAAAUCCUCCUCUUAGGAACUCCUAUAAGGUUAUAGAACAGUUUGUAGAUGGGCGCAUGGUUUACCUAAGGCCUGUUGUAGCACUUCUCAGUCGAAAUGUUGUGGUGGAAGGAAACCUAACUGAACCCUACAUGACUCAUUACUGGCAAUUACUGGCAUUACAGGUGAGAUAUAUUUCCAGAUGUCUUUACUACAGCAGUGAAAGGAGGCUAGGAUCUCAAGAUCUGGGAGCAGCGUUGAUCGUACGGUCCUUACAAAAUGAACCAAGUCGAUUUCAGGUUUCAGGGGUCCGGUUUGAACACAUGGGAAAAGGCUUCCAAAAACACCUCAGUGGUCUGAAUAUCAUCGGCAACGGCAAUAUGUCUGGAUCUUACAUCCGCAGAUGUACGGUUCUAAAUUCUUUUGCAAGAGGUCUCAGCAUUUCUGGAGUUUCUCAUUUUAAGGUGGAAGAGAACGUACUCUACAAUAUAAAGGGUCAUGGUAUUCUUUUGGCCGACCCUCUCGUGCACGAUAUCGAGAUUAAACACAAUGUGAUGAUACGGAUAUCAAGCACAGAUACCCUGUCCAAUACGGAAAUGAUAGCCCCGGCAGCCGUGUACAUCAGGGCACCCUUCAACACCAUAGAGGAGAACAUUGCAUGUCAUGCCGGUUAUGGCUUCUUCUACCACCUUUCAGAUGAUGGACCUUCUCAGGCACCCUUGCAAUCCUUCAAGAAAAACACAGCUGUAUCAUGUCUGAGAUUUGGAUUUUGGUUAUACCCGGAUUACAGCCCUUCACACGACGGGUCCAUGGCCACCUUCCAGGGCUUCAGCGCUUGGAGCUGCGGCGGCGGAGCUCAGAUCGCUGGAUGCGGAAACGUCCGCUUUCGAGAGUUCAACAUUUAUUCCUGCGGAGACUUUGGCAUUAAUAUCAUCGAAAGCACGGGAAACGCGGAAAUUUCCGAUAGUUUAUUGCUUGGCCGCUUCGAUGGGAAGGACACGGGUUGUAUGACAGCUGGUAUUAAAACUCCUAAGAGGUUUCAGGCUUUCCUUUCCAACAUAACCUUCAUGAAUUUUGACCAUACCCUGUGUAGCUCCAUCAGAACCUGCUCCGGGUGCUCAAGGGGACAAGGUGGAUUUACCGUGAAAACUCAGCGGCUAAAGUUCCUGAAUUCUCCCAGUCGGCCUGUUUUCCCUUUCCCUCAUUCUGCUAUAGUUGACGACCUUGAUGGUUCAUUCUUUGGAAUUAAGGGCAGCCAUCUUGUGGCAUCAACGGACAUCCUUCCCGAUUCAUGCACGGAAUACGCCGGCGUCAAUGGGGCUGUCCCCGGCAGCGUUUGCGGAGAAGACGUAGUUUUUCAUCGUAUGUCCAUCGGCCUGGACAGAGACCCUGAAAGCAGCUACAAAGUGAUUGUUAUCAACCGUAUGAAUAAAUCUAUCUCGCUGGACUAUGUUCAGGACACUUUGUCAAACCAGUAUGGAUGGCUCGCUUUACUGGUGGAUAAAGAGACUUACACAGUUAUAUUCGACUCCCCCGAAGUAGUCAAUACUUUUAAGUACUCGGCCACCUUUGACAAUUUCAAAACUGGGCGUUUUAUAUUAAUGCAUCACCCAAACCUGCCAGACUUCUAUGACGUCACCGUAACGUGUGGAUCCAGGGUCGGUCGACCGCUUCCGUCCCAUCCCGUACCUGGAGAGAGUGGGGCUUGCGACUGGUUCUUUGACCGUAGCCUGGAGUCUCUAACCUACCUGGUCGCAGGUGAAGGGCUUGUACGAGUGACGCUUUCCGCGGAGCGACGCAGGCCGGCGACCCCAACAGCAGCGCCAAGCCCGUUACCUCAUCCGCCUUUAAAGUGGUCCCUUCCGCAGUCCUGGGACGGAGUCGGGGAAGGGUGGGGAGGAUUUGGAGCGAGGAUCCCUCAGACUGGAGAUGAUGUCAUCAUCUUACCGAAUAGAACCGUUGCGGUGGACACAGUGCUUCCUCCGCUGGGGGGCCUCUAUGUUCUUGGAACCUUGGAAUUUCCUUCGGAAUUCAGCAAUGUACUGAGUGUUGCCUGCAUCCUCAUAGCAGGAGGGGAACUCAAAGUCGGCAGCGCCCGGCGUCCUCUCGAACGAGACCGCAGACUACAGAUCACCCUCCGUACAUCAGAAGGAAUUCGCUGCGACCGCCUGAAAGGCUUGAAUAUAUCCUCAGGAACAAUAGGAGUUUAUGGAAAAUUAAGGAUUCACAGUGCUUAUUCUAAAAAGCCGUGGACACAUCUUGGGGCUGAUGUUGCACCUGGAAAUGAAAUGAUUGUGCUCCAAGACCCUGUCGACUGGAAAGCCGAAGAUCAUAUCGUUAUCAGUUCGUCCUCCUAUGAACCCCGCCAAGCAGAAUUCCUUACAAUACGAGAAACGCAUGGCCAUGCCGUUAGGAUUUAUGGCAAUCUACUUCACAGACACACCGGUGCUGUUCAUAGUAUUGACGAUACCUGGAGUGUUCCACUGUCAGCGGAAGUCGGGCUGUUAACCCGUAAUGUACAGAUCAAGCCCGACGUACCAUGCUCUGGGAGAAUUCAAGUUGGAGAAUACAAAAAUGGCAAAGGACAGGAAUAUUCAGGCACGUUGGAGCUAACGAAUGUGGAAAUUUCUGAAUUUGGUUCCUCUUUGUUUGCGACGAUCCACUUUGAGAACACGUCGCUCCCGUCUUCUAUAAUCUCGUCGAGCGUUCACCACGGUUGCGGCGCUGGAGUCCAAGCGGUGGCCAGCGCGAAUAUUCUGCUGCGCCAAAACGUGAUCUUCGACCAUGUCGGAAACGGGAUCCACCUCGAUGGAGAAAAAUUCACCCUUACCGACAACCUUCUUGUUUUGAUGAAGCAACCCAACGGCGAAACGGAAUGGGUGGCCGGAAUUAAAAUGAAUUUGGUCGGCGAUUACGUUAUGUCGGGAAAUUCAGUAGCGGGAACGGAGCGUAUAGGCUUCCAUGUGAAAGGCCAAAGGUGCGAUCAAGAUGGGGGCGUUUCAGCUCUAAAUGUAGCACAUUCAAAUCUUCACGGUGUUCACUUUUACUGGGGGGAUGGUGUUCAGAAUUGUACAAAAAUAGUCGGCUUUCUCGCCUACAAGAAUUAUGACUACGGCCUCGUUUUCCAUCUUGAAAGCAGCGUGAUGAUCGAAAAUAUAGUCCUCCUAGACAAUUACGUCGGUAUAUUACCUGUUGUAUCAACGGGCUCCUCAAAGUACUCGAAGAAAUACAUAUCCAUCCGUAGCGCUGUAAUAGUCGCAACCAGUCCGGGGUUCGAUUGUAUCAUGGACAGAAUAAAACCUUUGUCUGCCAACGGAACCGCGAGAGACAGAGCGCCGCGGUCACCGCUGAGAGGUCGCGUCGGUAUCCUCUGGCCGGUGUUCACCUUGAAACCCCGACGUUGGCCAGAUUACCCCUGGCACAUGUUAGCAAGUGAAGGAGCAGUGUCGGGAUUAAUGAAACUGCAAGAUGUUACAUUUUCAGCUUUUACGAGGAGCUGUUACAGCGAUGAUAUAGAUGUCUGCAUAACGUCCAGCCCUCAGAAUAUUGAAAUAAUGUGUCCGAUUAUAGCAGAAAGAACCAAGAUGUUGCAUAUGAAAUAUGAGAACAUGUUCUACUUCCAUCAAGCAAAAAGAGCUCCUGAUUGCCCUUUAAGCAUGGAAUGUUAUGGCGCACAGAAGGUCCUGUUCAAGGAUAUAGACGGCAGUUCCAUGGGUCUCGUUCCGCCGGUCACUGUGUUUCCAGAAGCAGGCAGUCCUAUUUUACAGCCCUGUCUCAAGUUCGGUAUUUACAGGAAGGAGAAGACUUGCAGAUACAAACCCGAGCUACACGGACAUGUAUGUCACCAGAUUGACCAUGCUGUUGUUGUCCUGGAAAAUAUUGGCCACAAGCUCGAAAACGUGGCUCCCGUAAUAUCAAUAACCGAUAGAUUUAUUGAUGUCUUUGUCAAUGGCAACAUCUCCCAAGACCACUGCUGUUCCUCGAAUCCACAUUCAAUCUUUUACUCCAUAUUACCAGCAAAUAAAAUCACGAAAGUAUGUUUUAGUGGCCCAACUCCAAAAGCUAUGAGACUACAACUCAACGGAGUUCAGAACACGACCAAGCUUAUAUUAGCAUUAUUUUACGAUAGUCCCCAAAGCUUCUCCAUUUUCUCCAGGGGGAAAAUGACAUCAUCGUUGUUGACCGACGCAGAGCCUGAUUUUUUCCAUGAAAAGCAGGGUGCGAAUAUCUUUAAUUUCAGGAAAAAUCUCCUUUACGUCCUCCUCCAAGGGGAUGAACCGGUGGAAAUAUGGGCCAAUCCAUCCAUGUAUUUGGCUUUGUACAUAGCACGAGGGACUAGCAUUGGGAUCCAAUAUCUAGUCCCAUUGAAGGUAGCACAUGUUCUUGGUAUCGACCCCACUCAGAUUACAAUACUGAAGACUUUUCAAGGAGAUGUAGGGAAUUUACGGGCUAUGACGGACAAUCACGCCAAAAGAAAGUUACAAUGUCCUUCCUUACAUGCCACCAACAAAAACAAUGUGGAAGUCAGACGGGAUACUAGAAGGAACGUUCUUCACAUAGAUGGUCAUGAACAACCAAGCAACGUAGAAGUCAUUCUAGUGGAAAUAGGCAAUACAGACAUAUUAAGUACCAAACGAUUGCCAUUUUUGUCAUACGAUAAACUUCAUGAUUUAGCCAACAGCAUUAUUAGCAGCCUUCAGACUGGAGAACUAGAAAAAGUAUUACCAUUGCAGAUCAAUACUUUAAUGGUAAUUGACCCGUAUCCGUCCUCGGUUGGAGGCACCACUAGGAACUGGACUGGAUCAGAAAAUGAUGCCAUUGUAUAUGUGCGCCCAUACAGCGUCUAUAUUCAACAGCAGCCGAUGGAUGGGAUUGUUGGAAAACCCCUUUCCGCGCAGCCUAAAGUUACAUUUUUAGACAUUAAGGGAAAUCGGGUUCAGAAUUUAGGAUCCCCGUCAAAUCCUUGGUAUUUAUCAGCCUACCUUAAAGAUUCUUCAAAUACUGCUCUGAAAGGGAACACGACGGUGGUUAUUCAUCAUGGAUGGGGAAAUUUCACUAACCUGGCCAUCUCGAGCUCUGGGUCAAGCUGGUGCCUCGUAUUCAAUGUUACUUCUCCUCCAGGGGUGGUGUUUUCAGCACAAUCCCAAAAAUUUAAAGUUUUCCCAUCGCCUGCUAGUGAUAAAGAGAACAUUUUCAUGUUAGUAGUGCUGAGUUCUGCCGCCUCGGCCAUCGCGCUGCUUCUAUUCUGUUGUUGCUUCUUCAAAAGGAAAACACUUGAAAGACUGAAAAAUGGAAAAAUCAGCAAAUGAAUUAAGAAAGCAGACUUGGCAAAGCCGAUACUCAUUUGUAAUCUGCGUGCAUGUGAAUAUCUUAAUGCAUUAAAUGAUCAGAUUGAUGAUCAAUUUAUAAUAAACAAACUGAACUUUAAAUAUGAAUGUUUUAUGUAAAAUCAGCCCACUUUUAUCUGAACAGAAUUUUUCUCUAAAAAAAAAAAUAUUAAAUAAGAAAUCUAAAUGUAAGAAAUAAAA
Spea bombifrons (plains spadefoot toad) is the source of this 11968-nucleotide messenger RNA. RefSeq names its product PKHD1 ciliary IPT domain containing fibrocystin/polyductin (gene PKHD1). The record is from RefSeq and is a predicted model, not a curated record. The transcript has 65 exons. NCBI's taxonomy places the organism in Eukaryota, Metazoa, Chordata, Amphibia, Anura, Pelobatidae. The coding region runs from base 68 to 11749 and encodes 3893 amino acids.